UGUGUGUGUGCGUGUAGGUGUUUGUUUGCCAAACUAUCAAGAGCAACGUUUUUGUGUUAUAUUUUUAGCUGAAUCUAAAAGAAAAUAUAUAUAUGUAUAUGUAUGUGUAUAUAUAAGAGAAAAAUAUUAUGAAAACUAUAUGCCGCGUAUCUGUGCAGAUCGUGUGUUGUAUAUAGAAAUUGUGAAGAAGCUGAAAGUGAAACAUGUGUGCCUAAAAGCUGGCGCAGCAUCAUGAGCACCAGCAGCCACAUUCGUGGGGCAGAUGGCGGGGAACAGGCUAACCCGAAGCCGCCGCUGCCGCCGCUGCCUCCGUUGCCUCAUGAGCUGACCGCCGAGUGGACGGUGCGUGCCCAAUUGACAUUCGCGCGUGCAGGCGAGCCAGUGCAGCGGGAGUUCAAUGCACAGGAGCCACUGCAGCCGAUGCGCGUGGUGUACAAGUGGAGCACGCCGCACACCGAGGCCGAGCACGAAGCGGAGCCCGAGCCGGAGAAGGCAACGACUGCCACCAGCUUUCGCAGUACCAACUCCUCGGCCACCACAUAUGCUGACUCAGCCUUUGGCAGUCCGCAGGCCUCGCGACACCUGCAGUCGGAGGCGACGCCGGGCGGCGUUACGGCUCAGCUGUGCGGCACACGUUGCCGCAGCACCUGCAACAUUGUUGUCUCUGCCGUGGCCGAUUUUCUGCCACAGAACGAGCAGCAGCAGCAGCAGCUGGACUCGGCUGUGAAUGAGCCCUUUGUCUAUCACAGCAAGGUGCGUGCACAGCAGCUGCGCGAUGCCUACUCACAGACCAGCGACACGGAGGAGCGUCCGAGGCGACGGCCUGCCUACGAGCAGCGACGUGCGACAGCCGAGGGGCUGCUCGAUUUUGCCAGCAGGCGGCAGGCGGAGGAGGCGAACACAUAUGUGCCAACCUACUCACCCACGCUGACGCCCACGGCCAUCACGCCUUCGUCUACGUUCAAGUCGACAUCGAUGCCGCGCAUACCGCCGCCAGUGGCCAGCGGUGCUGCGACACAGACAUCGCCACGUCUGCCCAAUCUGGGCGAGAAGAAGCCGCGCACUGUGCACAUUGAUGUCUAUUGCACCGGCUCCGAGGAGGAUGAGGAGCAUGCGGAUGCCGAAGCCUCCAGCUCCGAUACGGAUGACAGCAAUGACCCGAAGCUCUACGAGCUGGACUCGAAUUCCACGCCCCAGACUGUGCUGGACAAUGAGCAGAUGCUGCUGCGACAUCAGCGCAUCUCUGGCGCUGCACUGCCGCGUCGUCUGGCCCAGAGAUCGCCGCAGCCCUCGGCCAAGCAGCAAAAGCAACAGAGACAACAACAACAGCAGCAACAGCAGCAGCAGCAGCAGCAGCAGCAGAAACUGAACUUGGGUCAUGCCAUUACCAAGUGCAGCACCGUUGAGGAGGUGAGCGAGUCGAAGCAGCUGCUCUUCCGCAAGCACAUUGGGGAUCAGCGCGCCGCCAAGUUGGCCACACUGCGUCAGAAAUAUAUGCGCCAGCCGAGCGACGAGACGCAAAGCAGCGGCGCCUAUCCGAACUCCUCGCGCUCGACAAUGCCACGCGAUGCCACCUGCAGCAGUGUGUCCAGCGCCCUGGCUGGCGACUAUGUGGACACCUCGUGGAAGGAUACCGACGAGGUGGAUACGCCAGCAUUUGCAGCUCUCUCCAAAUCGGAUAGCUUUGACUAUGAGAACUCGCUGGAUCGUGUGCGCAUUCGCCAAAUGGAGCGUCUGUGGGCGAGGCAGCACUCCACGCCGGAGCAGCACUCCAUGCAACAGCAACAGCAGCAGCAGCAGCAUCAACAGCCGCCUCUUGUGUCCACUUCACCCCAUCCGCCGCUGACGACCAUCAGGGAGGUGCACUCACAGCGUGGCUCAUUGCAGCGCAACGAUACGCUGCCCUCCGAGUCGGAUGCGUUCUCGGAGCACAACGUGGGCUACAACACCUAUCCAGGCAGGCAGCUGCAGCAGCAGCAAUUGUCUAGUGUGCCACGGAAUCGUCCUGGGUUUCUGCAGUUCUUUGGUCCGCCCGCCAGUCCAGAGCCGGCAGCACAGCCGGCGCCGGCUACAGCGCCCGUUGCUGCAACUGGCGCUGCGCCUGGCAUUGAUCCCUUCAAGCGGCUGCAUCCCGGCUAUCGCUGGAAGAGCGAAGCGCGCGACAAUCUCAGCGUGCAGGCAGCGGCCGGCUCACCGUCGUCCGAGCGUAGCUCGCCCCAGCUCUUGUCCACGGCCAGCACUGUGCUGCGCUGCGGCAGCGAGGCACCGCCCAGCACCACCUCGGCCACGACCUUUGGCACGGUGGCCCCAUCGCCGCUGCCCGCACGUCGUUUCGAGAUCUCACGCGAUAGCCCCAGCCUGGCCAGCGAUGUGUCCACCAGUGUCUCCGGCUACACACACGAGCAUUUGGAGAAGGCGCUGCGCUUUGGCAAUGUGGUUGUGAUGCGCAAGCCGGGCCACCACAUCGGACCCACCAAGAAUCCCAAUUGCCACUGCGAGAGCUGUCAGCGCUGGAUGGCCGAGCGUUUCCAGAUGCGCGGACGCGCCUUCUCCUUGGGCGAGCGACCCAUACUGAGACGACCGCAGCCCUAGAAUAGCAUUUAAGGGAAUGUUGAAUAUGAAUAUGGAAAGGCCAAGGCAGAGAGUGGAAGGUGGUGUGAGAGAGAGAAAGAGAUUGGAUAUAGAUUAUGAGAGAGAGAGAGAGAAUUGUGAAUGUCCGUCUGUAAGAGCUGAUAUGAUGUAUAUGGAUUUGUUUAUACAAAUAGUAAUAGAAUUUUGUGAGAAACAAUUUAAGGCAAAUAAUGUUAUUAUAUUUUCUAUAAAUUUAUAGACAUGAAGAGAAUUUAUGGUUAAGAAUUGAUAUAGUAGAGGAUCAUAAAGAGAGACAUUGCAAAAAUAUAUAGAAGUAAAGUUUUAUAUAGAGACCUAUGAACAAAUUGAAUGCA
Molecule: messenger RNA, 2945 nt
Organism: Drosophila navojoa
Lineage: Eukaryota; Metazoa; Arthropoda; Insecta; Diptera; Drosophilidae
Source: RefSeq, a predicted model, not a curated record